This is a messenger RNA of Xiphias gladius (swordfish), 732 nucleotides long. It is a transcript of the gene gsx1, whose product is annotated as GS homeobox 1. Gene Ontology annotation, biological process: regulation of DNA-templated transcription. The record is from RefSeq and is a predicted model, not a curated record. The coding region runs from base 1 to 732 and encodes 243 amino acids. The transcript is spliced from 2 exons. Gene Ontology annotation, molecular function: sequence-specific double-stranded DNA binding; DNA-binding transcription factor activity, RNA polymerase II-specific. Lineage: Eukaryota; Metazoa; Chordata; Actinopteri; Istiophoriformes; Xiphiidae. Gene Ontology annotation, cellular component: nucleus.
AUGCCGAGGUCUUUUCUCGUGGAUUCCUUGAUUUUAAGGGAGGCCAACGACAAAGGGAACGAGAACAACCCACCUUUAUUCCCCUACGCGGUGCACUCGCCGCACCACCCGCACGGGCUGCCGGGCUCCUGCCACUCCAGGAAAGCCGGGCUGCUGUGCUUCUGUCCGCUGUGCAUGACCGCGUCCCAGCUCCACCCGUCCCCACCGACGCUGCCGCUCCUCAAGGCGUCCUUCCCUCCCUUCAGCUCACAGUACUGCCACUCGGCGCUGUCGAGGCAGCACUCUUCCUCCAACGGCGUCAACCUCAGCCACGGCCCGGGGAUAUACCAGGCUGCGUACUCGGUCCCAGACCCGCGGCAGUUCCACUGCAUCUCCAUCGAAAACAGCAACGGCAAACUUCAGAGCAGUAAGCGCAUGCGCACCGCCUUCACCAGCACACAACUUUUGGAGCUGGAGCGCGAGUUCACCUCCAACAUGUACCUCUCCAGACUGAGGCGCAUCGAGAUCGCCACAUACCUGAACUUGUCCGAGAAACAGGUGAAAAUCUGGUUCCAGAACCGCCGAGUGAAGCACAAAAAGGAGGGCAAGAGCAGCGGCCAAAGGACUGGAUCACAUAACUGCAAAUGCUCGUCCCUGUCAACGGCGAGAUGCUCGGAGGAAGAGGAGGAUGACAUUCCCAUAUCUCCGUCCUCGUCCGAAAAGGAGGAUGUGGACCUGUCCGUCUCCCCUUGA